AUGGCGACUGUUACGCAGACUGAUACGAGGUCAGAGACCUUUGAGCUUCGCAGCUCACCCAGCCCGACGCGGGAUGUACUCCAAGACCCUCAACCCCCGCGUUCAUCGAAACCAAGCACCAGCGAACUCCUCAAGAUCUUCAGCGCUGGAUUCAGUUUCUUCGUCGCUGGCGUUAACGACGGAAGCAUCGGUGCCUUAGUCCCCCAUAUAAUCCGAGAUUACAACGUCACUACCGCAAUCGUCUCAUCAGUUUACGGCGCCAACUUUAUGGGCUGGUUCUUCGGCGCCUUCUCCAACACACAUCUCUGCCAAUUCUUCGAUCUCGGCUCAAUGCUCACGCUUGGCGCUGUUCUACAAGUCAUCGCCCACGCGCUCCGGUCAUGGAAACCCCCCUUUCCGCUGUUCACUAUCACGUUCUGGCUUGCGAGUUUGGGGCAGGCGUAUCAGGAUACACAUGGGAAUACGUAUGUUUCUGGAGUGAAGGGGUCUCAUCGGUGGCUGGCAUUUAUUCAUGCGAUGUACAUGGCUGGAUGUCUUGUUGGACCUUUUGUGGCGACGGGUGUUGCUUCUGCGGGGAGUGUGUCAAGAUGGUAUCUUUUCUACACGUUCCCGCUCGGCAUUGGUGUUCUGAACGUCGCAAACGACGAUGCAUUCUCAUUGAUGAAGGAGACGUUGAAGAACAAAAACGUCUGGUUUAUUAGUCUUUUCUUCUUCUUCUUCCUCGGCGCAACACUUACAGCUAGUGGGUGGGUUGUCGAGUAUUUGGUCGAGGUUCGCAACGGUGACAUUAAUCAGAUGGGUUUUGUACCGGCUGGCUUCAGUGGAGGAUCUCUACUUGGGAGACUGUUUCUUGCGGAACCUACACAUCGGUUUGGAGUUCGUCCGAUGAUAUUUGCCUUCACGAUUCUCAGUAUCGGAUUGCAAGUUUUAUUUUGGCUGGUUCCCAACAUCAUCGCCGCUUCCAUCGCCAUCAGUCUACUCGGCUUCUUCAUGGGCCCAUACUUUGCCACCGGUAUAUCCGUUGGCUCGAAACUGUUCAAUCCCCGUAUUCAAUCAACAGCUUUGGCAUUUGUCUUCGUCUUUGCGCAGCUCGGAGGCUGUCUGUUCCCCAUCAUCACUGGUCUCAUCGCCGCCAGCGCCGGAGUCUCAAUUCUUCAGCCUGUUCUUUGUGCACUCUUGGUCGCCACGAGCGUUUCCUGGCUGUUUGUUCCGAUGCCCAAGGAGGGUGACAAUCCGACGCUGCACCAGGAGUAA
Messenger RNA from Fusarium verticillioides 7600, 1254 nucleotides. RefSeq lists its product as hypothetical. Lineage: Eukaryota; Fungi; Ascomycota; Sordariomycetes; Hypocreales; Nectriaceae. The coding region runs from base 1 to 1254 and encodes 417 amino acids. Gene Ontology annotation, cellular component: membrane. The record is from RefSeq and is a predicted model, not a curated record. The transcript is spliced from 5 exons. Gene Ontology annotation, biological process: transmembrane transport. Gene Ontology annotation, molecular function: transmembrane transporter activity.